Molecule: messenger RNA, 879 nt
Organism: Talaromyces rugulosus
Lineage: Eukaryota; Fungi; Ascomycota; Eurotiomycetes; Eurotiales; Trichocomaceae
Exons: 1
Coding region: 1-879 (292 amino acids)
Source: RefSeq, a predicted model, not a curated record
AUGCCAAAUCUGGAAUAUCCGGGGUUCACUGGUCUUUCUGACCAGGUUCUCUUCCGGGCUGCAAGCACAACUGAGCCCGCCGAUAAAACAAAACAGCAACCUCGAACAGUCAUAAUCUAUGGCUGGGGAGAUGGUCAAGCCAAACAUGUAGCCAAAUACGCCGAUGGCUUCCAGCAAUUGUUUCCCAGCGCAAACCAGAUUAUGGUUUUGUCGCCAAUUUCUCGCGCCAUGUGGCAGAGCCGAGAGCAACGGGCCAAAAAUAUGGCACAUGUCGUUAGAGCAGCUUUCCCCAAUGAAGAUGUCGGCACUCACGAUGAGGGGUCUGUGUUGAUACAUAUGCUGUCAAACACUGGUGCUAUUUUCUACACGUCAACUCUACAUGCCUAUCGAGAAGCAUACAAUAGACCAUUGCCGCACCGGCUCGUUGUGCUCGACUCGACGCCAGGGACUACGGAAAUUUCGCUCCGGACAUUACCCCGUCUGUCGCAUGCGAUGACAUUGGGGACGGCAGCAUGGUUUCCAUGGCCAUUUCUGGUAACUCAGUGCCUGUGGGCCACCUUUCUCGCUGCAAACCAUCUCGUGGAAAGAAUAACGGGGAGGGAUAGCGCUCCUCUCACUGCCUUAAAGACAUUCCAAGAUCCGGAAAUGGAAGAAAAAAGUGCUAAAAGGCUAUACUUGUUUAGCAAGGAUGACCAGAUUAUUCUUUGGUCAGACAUUGAGGAGCAUAUUGCAAUGUCUCGAGAACAAGGCUGGCAAGCAGACGGCGUGAUCUACGAAGGAAGCGGGCAUGUUAGACACAUGCAAAUGCAUCCUGAGAAAUAUUGGAAGAAUAUACAACUUGCUUGGAUUGAAGGCAUGGCGCAAAAACGUGAACCGUGA